Molecule: messenger RNA, 3494 nt
Organism: Girardinichthys multiradiatus
Lineage: Eukaryota; Metazoa; Chordata; Actinopteri; Cyprinodontiformes; Goodeidae
Gene: lztr1
Product: leucine-zipper-like transcription regulator 1
Exons: 19
Coding region: 441-2786 (781 amino acids)
Cellular component (GO): Golgi apparatus
Molecular function (GO): protein binding
Source: RefSeq, a predicted model, not a curated record
AAAGAGGGAGAAGAAGAAGAAGAAGAAGAAGUGAAACCAUAACCGGUGUGACGGGGGCGUGUUGUGAUAACAAUCCUCUUUUUUCCAAGUCUCCGUGUCGAAUACCUCGAAACUGAUUUGUUCAAUAAGUAUUUGGAUUUGAUACAGUUGUUCGAUCGGUUUAACAGAUGUCUUAGCGUAAUGCUAGUAGCACUGUUUGUGUUUUUAGCUUAGCCGAAUGACGCUAGAUAGCUAGCUAGCAAGCAGAGGAUAGCACGGAGAUAACUCCGUGACAUUUUUUACGUUUCUUUAAACUUCCCAAAAAGCUUUAAAUGCUUUUACAAAAUAUAAUAGCACUAUUAGCCAAGGGCUGCAAUUAACAAUGUCGCUAACAGAGAAAGUCUCUACGGACGAGUUGCCCUGAGAACUGAUCCUGUCUGUCAGUUGAGUUGCUAGCCAAAAUGUCCUGCAAGUCAACUAAAGUGGCCCCCAGUGUUGAUUUCGACCACAGCUGUUCGGAUAGCGUGGAAUAUCUGACGCUUAACUUUGGCCCAUUUGAGACAGUACACCGCUGGAGAAGACUCCCUCCAUGUGAUGAGUUUGUUGGUGCAAGGCGCAGCAAACACACCGUUGUGGCGUACCGGGAUGCCAUAUAUGUGUUUGGAGGAGACAAUGGGAAAAACAUGCUGAAUGACUUACUUCGCUUUGAUGUCAAGGACUGCUCUUGGUGUCGAGCUUUCACCACUGGAACUCCACCAGCUCCAAGAUAUCACCACUCAGCAGUGGUCUAUGGCAGCAGCAUGUUUGUCUUUGGGGGCUACACAGGAGAUAUUUAUUCAAAUUCAAACUUGAAAAACAAAAACGACCUUUUUGAGUACAAGUUUGCCACGGGUCAGUGGACAGAGUGGAAAGUGGAGGGAAGCUUGCCAGUGGCCAGAUCUGCACAUGGUGCAACAGUUUACAGCGACAAGCUGUGGAUUUUUGCUGGCUACGAUGGGAACGCCAGGCUCAAUGACAUGUGGACAAUCAGUCUGCAGGAUCGAGAACACGCAUGCUGGGAAGAGAUCGACCAGAGUGGGGAGAUUCCCCCCUCUUGCUGUAACUUCCCUGUCGCUGUAUGCCGGGAUAAGAUGUUUGUGUUCUCCGGUCAGAGUGGGGCCAAAAUCACUAAUAAUCUGUUUCAGUUUGAGUUCAAAGGUCACAUGUGGACACGCAUCCCAACGGAACAUUUACUGCGGGGCUCUCCUCCUCCUCCUCAGAGACGCUACGGACACACUAUGGUUGCCUUUGAUCGGCACCUCUAUGUAUUUGGAGGUGCUGCUGACAACACUCUCCCCAACGAGCUCCACUGUUAUGAUGUGGACUCUCAGACCUGGGAGGUGAUUCAGCCCAGUCAAGACAGUGAGAUGCCAAGUGGGAGACUUUUCCAUGCUGCUGCUGUGAUCCAAGAUGCCAUGUACAUUUUCGGAGGGACUGUGGACAACAAUGUACGUAGUGGGGAGAUGUACAGAUUCCAGUUCUCAAGCUACCCAAAGUGUACCCUUCAUGAGGAUUAUGGCAAACUGUGGGAGAACCGUCAGUUCUGUGAUGUGGAGUUUAUUCUGGGCGAGAGAGAGGAGAGAGUCUUGGGGCACAUAGCCAUAGUGACUGCAAGAUGUCAGUGGCUGAGGAAGAAAAUCCUGCAAGCCCGAGACAGGCAGCGACAGCAGAGGACCAAACGGGAAAGCAGUGAUGAAAGUGAUGAGGGAGCAGCGGGAGGCCCACGAGAUGUCCCAGUAGGCAAUAGGCCAUCAGGCACACAGCCCCUGCUGGAGGUAACCAUCAGGGAAGCAGAAGCCCAGCCUUUUGAAGUCCUAAUGCAGUUUCUCUACACUGACAAGAUUCUGUACCCCCGCAGAGGUCAUGUCCAGGACGUUCUUCUGAUAAUGGACGUGUACAAACUCGCUCUGAGUUUUAAGCUUUCACGGCUGGAGCAGCUUUGUGUGCAGUACAUCGAGGCAUCUGUGGAUCUGCAGAAUGUUCUCAGUGUUUGUGAGAACGCCAACAAGCUGCAACUGGACCAGCUCAAGGAGCACUGCCUCAACUUUGUGGUGAAGGAGUCCCACUUUAAUCAGGUGAUUAUGACCAAAGAGUUUGAGCAUCUUUCCACCCCACUGAUAGUGGAGAUAGUGCGGCGGAAACAGCAGGCUCCCCCAAGAGUAUAUUCAGACCAACCUGUGGACAUCGGGACCUCCCUGGUCCAGGACAUGAAAGCUUACCUGGAGGGAGGAGGUCUGGAGUUCUGUGACAUUAUUCUGCUGUUAGACGGUCAUCCUCGACCGGCACACAAAGCCAUACUUGCAGCUAGAUCCAGUUACUUUGAGGCGAUGUUCCGCUCCUUCAUGCCAGAAGACGGUCAGGUGAAUAUAUCCAUUGGUGAAAUGGUCCCAAGCAAGCAGGCGUUUGAGUCCAUGCUGCGCUACAUCUACUACGGGGACGUCAACAUGCCUCCAGAAGAUUCUCUCUAUUUGUUUGCUGCUCCCUAUUACUACGGCUUUUCCAAUAAUAGGCUCCAGGCUUACUGUAAGCAGAAUCUGGAGAUGAAUGUGACUGUGGAAAACGUCCUGCAGAUCCUGGAGGCAGCAGACAAGACGCAGGCUCUGGACAUGAAGAGGCACUGCCUCCACAUUAUUGUCCACCAGUUCAUCAAGGUAUCCAAGCUCCCCAACCUGCGGUCUCUCAGCCAGCUGCUGUUGUUGGACAUCAUUGAGUCUCUAGCCACGCACAUAUCAGACAAACAGUGUGCUGAAAUGUGCUCUGAUAUUUAGGAUUGGGAUAGGACUCGGAAAGGAGCUCUUUACUUCUAAGAAGCCAUAAAUCUCCUACUUAUCUAUUUCUUUUCAUUCCUGCUGCACCAGAAUUCAUUUGAAAUUUAUUUAUGUUUUUUUUCCCCUGCAUUUCUCAGACUUGUAUACAAUGAAUACCUUUUAUCCUGCUGUGUGUUUGAGGCAGCAGUAAAAUCAACAAAGAAACAAGAAUGUGGCUUAGAAAUGUUAAUUACUAUAAAAAAAAAAAACAUUUUACAUACUUUGUCAUUUAUCUUGUAUACACAAACAUUUUGCAAGCUUGUCCUCUGCUCAGUAUUUAUGUAGUGUUUUUAAACCCAUAUGCAUUUUACUUUUCAUGCUUGUGACAGUAUGUUUAAAAGAUGUUUCAGGGCUCAUAGUUUAUCCAAAUACAGCUUGGAUGCCAUCAAUUGGAUCAUCUUUGUUCUUCAGUUUGUAUUAUUCUCAACUGUGAUAAAAGUCUGUAAUCUGUGACGUAAGGAAUUAAUUUCAUUAUACAGAAACGAUAAGAAUGUGUACAAUUUGUUUCAUUAUGUCUUUGUGUAAUGAUAAUGUUACCAAUACUAACCAGAAACUCUUUUAUUCAUCUGACCCUGAACCAUGUAAUGGUGACCUUUAUGUUAGUGUUACAAAACAUAUAUCCACAGGGGAUUCAUGUAUUUAAAGCCUUAAUAAACUACAUAUAAAUCA